Messenger RNA from Ectocarpus sp. CCAP 1310/34, 3563 nucleotides. Lineage: Eukaryota; Phaeophyceae; Ectocarpales; Ectocarpaceae. The record is from the annotation of a GenBank genome assembly.
AUGGCUUGGAAACUUGCUGCUGCCCUUGUGACAGCGGCAGCAUGGACUUCGGCUGCUGCUGCUGCUGGGCCGCCGGCGGGAAGGAGGCCGUUGGUGUGGGGUCUGGACCUGGGCAACGACAACAUAGUGAUGGCGGUGGCCAGCCGCACCGGGGUGGACGUGGUCGCAAACGACGUGAGCGGCCGCCAGACGCCGACGGCGGUGUACUUUGCCGGAGACCACCGCCUGAUCGGCGAGCACACCACGGGCCACGCGGGCAGUGACCCCAGCAACCUCGUGCACCACCUCAAGUCCCUCCUCAGCAACGACGGCGACGACGACAACGAGCAAGACGAGGGUGCUGCCGCCAGCACCAGCGAUGGUAGUAGUUCUUCUCCCUCGGCGGCCGCCGUCGCCGCCGCCGCCGCCACAGAUUCCCGCCGCUCCUCCUCCUCUUCCUCGACAACGGUAACGGCGGAGCCCGGCUUCUUCUGCGAGAUCCGCGGCGGCAGAGGGGACGGAAGCUCCGCCGGCCCCGCAGAAGGCACCGGCGGCGGCCGCGGCGGCGGCCUCCGGGCCGUGGUGCGCCACAUGGGGAAGGAGCUCGAGCUCGGCGGCAGCGAGGUCGUCUCCUACCUCCUCCGGCACUGCGCCGGGGUGGUCGCCCGGGAAACGUACGGUAAGGGGGACGGGCCGGCGGCGGCGGCAAUGGCAACGGCUUCGUCGCCGUCAUCGUCGUGCGUGGUGGCGUCGGUGCCGUCGUACUUCUCGCUGAGGCAGAAGAGGGCCGUGCUCGACGCGGCGAGCAUCGCCGGGGUGCCCAUGCCGAUGGUGAUGGACGAAGGGACGGCGGUCGCGCUGGCGUACGGCAUCCUCAAGGGGGGGCUGCCACCGCCCGCGGCGGGGGCGGGGGCGGCGGCAGCGGCGGCGGGGGCGCGACCCCCGCUCAAGGUGGCGUUCGUGGACAUCGGACACAGCUGCACGCAGGUGACAGUGGCAUCGUUCACGACGUCGGGGCUGACAGUGCUCGGCCGAGGGUGCUCGAAGGGAGGGGGUACCGCCGCCGCGGAGGCUUGCAUGUACGACCGCGUCUGCCGUGCGGCAAGGGAGCAGGGUAUAGCCGUCGAGGGUAGACCGCGGGCGGAGUUCCGCCUUGCCAAGGCGUUGACGUCGGCGAUGAAGACCCUGAGCGCCAACAAGGAAGCUCGCCUGAGCGUGGACUGCAUCGAUGGCGACAAGGAUCUAGCGAUCACGUUGACCAGGGAAGAAGUCGAGGAAGCCUGCGCCGGGGUCGCCGAAGGGGUUUCGGCCGCGUGUCGAGAGGCGUUACGCUCCGCGGGGAUGGCGGCCGAGGACGUUGAAGACGUUGAGCUUCUCGGCGGGGGCAGCUACAUUCCUCUACUGCGCCGCUCCGUGGAGGGCACUUUCGGGGAUCGAGUGCGACGGACCAUGAGCUCCUCGGAGAGCGUGGCGAGAGGGUGCGCGCUCGCCGCCGCCCAGCGUAGCUCCAUUUUCAAGCUCAGACCUUUCCGGGUCGUGGACUCCCUCACCAGAGACCUUCGCCUGGUCUGGCGAUACGACGGCGGCGCCGGCGAUGGGCCCACCGACAGCGAAGACGAGGACAACAUCAAUGGCAAUGGGGGGUCAGCGGACGCCCGUGACACGGGCGCAACUAGCAGCAGCCGAGAUUCCGCCUCGAGGUCGUGGCUGCCUUCCUCGUUGCGAAACGGCAAAGGUGCGGGCGAGGAGACGGGAGGUGGUGGCGGGGGGAUCUCGACCGGCGAGGUGGACGUCCCCGCGGGCACGCCGAUCCCGUGGUCUGAGGAAGUGACGGUGGACCUGGGAAUGAGAGAUCGAGGGCAGCACGGGGGGCGCGGAAGGCUUCACGUGCACCUGAUGGAAGGCGCGGAGCGCGUUGCGAGCUACGUCAUCGACUUGGCUCAGUCGACACCGAGCACAAGGGGGAAGGGGGUGCUGUGGGGGUGGGGGGCGGGGGGGGCAAGGAUGGCGUCGGCGGCGUCGGCGGCGUCGGCGUCGAGCGAACGGGCGGCAGCGGUGGCGGCGACCAAGGUCAAUUUUUUCUUCCGGGUGGACGAUGGAGGGGUGCCGAGCGUGCACUCCGCGAGGCUGGAGUACGAUGAAGAAGUGACGGAACUCGUAGAGGUGCCCGCCCCGGUGCCCUCUACGGCGUCUUUGGAGGAGGAGGAGGAGGAGGAGGNGGGGUCCUCUCCGGUGGGCGGCGGUGACGGCAUUGGCGAUGGGAGCGAAAGCGGCAGUGAGGCUGGUUCCGCGAAGAGGCGACAGCAGGGUAAUGCGGAAGUGGCAAACGGACAAGCCGGAGAGCUAAAAGAAGGGGGGGCGGUGGAAGAGGCUAGCGAGGACAGCAGCACCAGCAGCACCAGCACCAGCACCAGCACCAGCACCAGCACCAGCACCAACGACAUUUCGAAAACGGAACCAAGGGCAGCUGCAGAAGAGGUCGGUAUAGAGGGGACGCCGGAAGAUUCCAAGGCUAGAGGGGAGGGGGAAGGCGGGGAGAAGAAGACGCCGGUCGGGCGUGUCGAGGCCGAGAAGAAGAUCAAGGUACCGCGGGUGUUCACGCGCCGGCGGAGCCGACCCGUGUGUCUGAAGCAGACGUACAGCGGCAUGCUGGAAGGGCCGGCGCUAGAGGAGGCGCGCGAAAGAGAACGGGCCCUCAGGGCUCAGGACGAAGCGGUGCGUGCCGCAAACGAGGCUCGCAACGCGCUCGAGAACCUCCUCUACUCGUCCAGGUCGAGCCUCGAGCCGAUCGACGGGGAGCUGUCUCCGUACGUGAGCCCGAGCGAUGCGGCGGUCGUUCUGGGGUUGUUGGACGAGACCGAGGCGUGGCUCUACGCGCCCGAAGAAGGGGGCUCUGCAAGAGAGAAGGAAAUGUUCUUGCAGCGAGCGUCCUCGCUGCGGCAACGGCUAUCGGAGCCGCGGGCACGCAGAGAGGCCAGGGCAGGCCUCCUGAAGGCUCUCGGUGACGCGGAGGCGGCGGCCACCGGGGGGGAAGCCCAGCUGGAGGAAGCGAGGGAUUCUCUAUCCGCGUCUCAGUUGCGCGAAGGGGAUGCCGAGCUGGCGUCGAUCCGGCGUUUCGUUGCCGAGACAGGACAAAAACUACGAGCUUCUUCUGUUGCUUCCGAGGGUGAAGGCGGCGAGUACGGCUCGUUGUUGGGACGGUUACCCGCACAGGAGGUCGACGUGCGCAAGAAAAUCGAACAUCUUCGAAAAGUUCUAGCCUUCGCGAAAAAGGAGCACAGCUAGUUCUGCAAGAGGACCUCUGUUGUCGAUGUUGCCUCUCAAGAAAACCAGCCGUGCCUUGCAGUGUGCACAGCACGGCGUCGCAAUGGUCCGGAGGGUCGCCACGCUGUCAGUAACACGUGCGAGCGAGUGUACUUCAUUUUGAAUUUCCCUAAAUGUUUGUCGCCGAUUAAAGACGUUUUGCCUGUGAGUUUUUGUGCUGAAGCGAGACUGUUGACGUGUAUGUAUGUGAAUGUGCAACGUUGAGCAAUUUGCCAUCCAAUCGCUUCUGUUUUUGCUGCCGAGGGUGACGCAUAACCUGC